Perca flavescens (yellow perch) is the source of this 3908-nucleotide messenger RNA. RefSeq lists its product as uncharacterized. The transcript has 4 exons. NCBI's taxonomy places the organism in Eukaryota, Metazoa, Chordata, Actinopteri, Perciformes, Percidae. The record is from RefSeq and is a predicted model, not a curated record. The coding region runs from base 103 to 3879 and encodes 1258 amino acids.
UCCUGGACUUUGAACUGUUUCAACCACAAAAAGAAAAACUUUUCACUUCAAACUCAUCAUUUGGCAUCAUUGGGCAACAAGCAGAAGAAAGAAAAACUGAAGAUGUCUCAACAGAAAGAGAAUAUAAAUGCCAAACAAAGCCCUCUGGAUCCAGAUAAAAUGGAGAAUGAGGCAGAACAUUUCAAAAACAGAGAGACAGAUUCUACCUCCAGACCCUCCAGCAGGGAAAGCGAGAAGACGGUCUCCUCAGUAAUCGAUGAAAUAGCCAGCAUAAUCGUCUCAGAUACACUGGAUCGGACUUCUUGCAAUAUCAACGAACUGAUGCAGUCUAUCUCCUGGUGGGAGGCUGAGGAACGCUCUAAGUCAGAGACUGAUAAUGAUGAGGAUAAAUCAUCAGCAGAUUGUCGCAUCAACCAAAAGGUGAAGCGGCAUUUAAAAAGGUUUUUUGGCCUCCGCCGAAUAUUUGCAGAGCACAAAGGAGAGACACUGAAAGACACAAAGGAAGACCUGGUCAUUGAGAUGGAUUCAACACAGGCACCAUCAGGACAAGACGGACAUCAUGUACCCAUAAAUGUCAGCACACAAAAGUUUUGUAAUUCUGACAGGACAGUUGAGAAAUCUGCAUGCACACAUGGCAGAAAGGUCAUUAAGAGGAUGAAGUCUGCAUUGAAGCGCCACUUCAAAUUGAAAAAAAAGGCAGCAGAACAGAAUUUGGAUGGUUCUCCAUAUCCUGAAGACCUAAGAUCUGACCAUCUGGAGGGGGAGCACGAGGAUGUCAUAGUAGAGGAGACCAUAAAUAUUUCCUCAACGUUGUCACUCACCGGCUCAUCCCAGCCAGAGGAGCAUUAUGAAGUGAGGUCUGAAGUUAUGGAAGAAACCCUUGUCACACACACGGUUUUAACACCAGGACGCUCAGAAGCAGAACAAAAAGAUGAGAUCGCCGGGUCAGCCAGCAUUAACUUGACAUCUAAAGACACUUAUCUGAGAGAGGUGCCUAUCUAUAUGGAGAUGGAUGCACCCUCAUGUCCUGAAGAGGCGUCUCCCACUGCCUCAAUCUGCUCCAAUGAGGACAUCAAGGUUGCUGAGGAAGCAGACCUGAUCUCUGACCCUGUGGAACUGGUGGAGCAUGAGGAUGUCACACCAGAGGCCAAAACAGUUCCCUUAACUUUGUCACCCACUGGCUCAUCUCGACAUGCAGAUGAGGAAGUCGGGUCGGCCAGCAGUGAGUCGAGAUCUAAAGACAGUAAUCUGACAAAACCAGGAUCUGCAGGUGGAUGUGAAAGCAAGAUCUUUAAGAAGAUGAACUCUGCAUGGAAUACCUUCUUCAGAUCGAAACCAAGUGAAAAGGUCCAGCUGACAACAGGACAGGAUUUGGAUGAUGCUGUGGAGUUAGAAAGCAAAAAUAUCAAAGCAAAAUCUGUCUCUCCUUGUCCUGAAGAGGCAUCUACUACUGGCUCAAGACGCUCCAGUGAGGACAACAAGGCUGCUGAGGAAUCAGGCCUGACCUCUGUCCCUCUGGAACUGGUGGACGUGGCAGAUAAGGAUGUCACACCAGAGAGUGCCAUGGACGAAUUGAUGAAGGACAACUUGGUCACAGACAUGGAUGGAACACCAGGACCUUUCCUGGUCUUACCAGGAGCAGAACAUGCAGAUGAGCUCGUCGGUUCGGCCAGCAGUGAGUCGAGUUCUAAAGACACUAAUCUGACACAACCAGGAACUCCGUUUUCUGAAAAAGGGCCCUUCAUGGAGAUGGAUGCACCCUCAAAGGAGGACGAUAAAAAAGUCUGUGAGAUUGUGACACAGAAGUCUUGUAAUUCUGUCAGUUCAGAUGAGAAAUCUGCAGGUGGACAUGAAAGCAAGAUCUUUAAGAAGAUGAACUAUGCAUGGAAUACCUUCUUCAGAUCGAAACCAAGUGAAAAGGUCCAGCUGACAACAGGACAGGAUUUGGAUGAUGCUGUGGAGUUAGAAAGCUGUGACUCAAAAUCUGGCUUUCCAUGUCCAGACGAGAUGUCUCCCACUGCCUCAAUACACUCAUGUGAGGACAACAAGGUUGCUGAGGAAUCAGGCCUGACCUCUGUCCCUCUGGAACUGGUGGACGUGGCAGAUAAGGAUGUCAUACCACAAGAGAAAGAAGAUGUUGCCUCAAAACUAUCCACCCUCAGCUCAUUACCACCAGACUCAACCCCAGGACCUUCACAACAGGACAGACAUCCUGAGGGUUGUGAGCUCAUUGGCCUGAAAAACGUCUUCUACACCAUAAUCAAGGGAUUCUUUGACAGCCUCACUGAAGAGGAGCGAAGAGAAAUAAGCAAAGGUGUUUAUAACACUGAUGUGAAGGACAAGCUGGCUCACAACUGUGCGGAGGUGCUGAGGCUCGUCAUAGAGACCAUCACUGAUAUUCUAUCACAGGCCAUGAAUCAGUUUGCUCAGCCGCAUGCUACCUUGACCAGGAGGAGUCCCACCUCUUCCCAGGCAUGCGGGGCAGUUGGCCAGAACUUUGUUUUCACCGACAACCUCCAGCAGAGUUUGAAAACCACUUUCGGCGAGGCUUACUGUGAAGUGAUCGGUACAGACACAUCUAUUAGCAUCACACCCAAAUUCAUGGAGGCCAUCAUGAGAGCGAUCACUGAUGAGGUCAACUCAGUUCUGUCAGAAACCAUACAAGCCUCACUGAGUGGAGAAUCCUCUCAUGUCCGUUCUGAUACCUGCUGCAAGUUCUCAAGUUACAGAGCAAGCAAAAAGAUGUUGGUAAUCCGGGCAAUAAAAUCCCUCCUUACACAUUUUGAGACGCAGAAACAUUCAGAUUGUGAGAGUAAAGAUGACCGAUUGACGGUUGAACAUACUGUUAAAGUCCACGAGAAGAAGUCGCCGUGGUGGAGCUGUUUUCGUAAACUACUGAAGAAGAAGGUCCACCCGGUUUCAGAUGAACAAAUGGACGAGGCUGUCAGGUUGUCACCAAAUAAACUGUCAUCUGGACACAGACUCUCCUCAUCUCCUCAAGCCACAUCCAGCAUCUGCUCGAAGUGUUCCAGUAAACUGAACUCCACCCCUCUGGAGGUAGUUGAAUAUGUAGAAAAGGAUGCCACAUCAGGAGAUACUGGAAACACCCCACCUUCAGACUACAUUGGCUGUUAUCCAACAGCUUGCCUGGAGGACACAGUUAUGACACAGAAACAUUCAGAUUGUGAGAGUAAAGAUGACCGAUUGACAGAUGAACAUACCGUCAAAGUCCACGAGAAGAAGUCGCCGUGGUGGAGCUGUUUUCGUAAACUACUGAAGACAAAGGUCCACCCGGUUUCAGAUGAACAAAUGGACGAGGUUGUUAGGUUGUCACCAAAUAAACUGUCAUCUGGACACAGACUCUCCUCAUCUCCUCGAGCCACAUCCAGCAUCUGCUCGAAGCGAUCCAGUGAGCAGAACUCCACCCCUGUGGAGGUAGUUGAUUAUGUAACAGAGGAUGAGGAUUUCACAGCAGAAGAUACUGGAAACACCGCACCUUCACACUCCAUCGGCUGGUUUCCAACAGCUUGCCUGGAGGAUGAGGUCAUUGUUUCAGAAAACCAAGAAAGCCCACCCCUAACCACAACUCAGACCGAGGUGAGAAGUUCUUCUCGUCGUCAGUUUGGUGACUCUGGCGAUGGGAAAAGUGAUGUUGGGACAGAGCAGGGUGUCACGGCAGCUUCUCACACUGAAGCCAAUGAGACCCAGGCUAAGAAGAGCACCAGAAUCUGCCCGUAUUGCCAGCGCAAGAUGGACGACGAUCCGACGGCUUCAGCUCAGGAUCAGGCUGUCCACACAAAAAGGUCAUCUCUGCCGAAGAGAAUCUGGCUGUUCUGCUGCCGUCAGAACUGUGAUUCCAUGAGAGACCUCCCCACUUAACUAACGACAAAUUCUACUCCAUUCCCUUU